UUGAGAACGAACCAUUGCAGUUGGGAGAGGGAGGUGAAUUCUCGUAUUAGACCAUUAGAAAGGGGGAGAGUCCCAUGUAGAUGAUUUUAUAGCGCAUUUAAACUUGAACAAAAAGACUUAAAGUGCCAUUUGAGAGCAAUCGGGUGAUUUCCCUUCUGUGUGCUCCCCCACAGAGGCUCAUGGUGCUGACUCCAGCUAGGCCGGGCGCCGCGGACGGGAGCUGACGAGAGUCAAGUUCAGUCAUGCAGGUUGUAAGAAACACCGCGUCGUGGCUCCUGCGGUCUUGGGCUGGACCUGGGAUGACCAGGUUUGUGGCCGUUGCCCCAGCUCAGACUAUCCACACCGGAGCCCCGAGGUUAGAAGACCAGGCUGCCCAGCAGAAGAUUCAGAAGGAAGCGGCUCCGAGCCCCUUCAGCAUUUACCCUCCAGCUCCAGGACAGGAAAGCUCUCUGCGGUGGGCAGGGAUGAGAUUUGAGGAGGUCCCAAUUGCACACAUUAAAGCAACCCACAACAACACACAGAUCCAGGUGGUGUCUGCCACUAAUGUGCCCCUGGCCCGUACCUCCUGUGGCACAGAAGGCUUUCGAAAUGCCAAGAAGGGCACGGGCAUCGCAGCCCAGACGGCAGGCAUCGCCGCGGCAGCAAAAGCCAAGGGAAAGGGAGUGACCCACAUCAGAGUUGUAGUGAAAGGCUUGGGACCAGGACGCUGGUCUGCCAUCAAAGGACUGACCAUGGGGGGUCUGGAAGUGAUCUCAGUCACAGACAACACUCCUGUCCCACACAAUGGCUGCCGGCCCCGGAAGGCUCGAAGGCUGUGAUGGGAAGGAACCCUGCACUGGAAGCUGACCUAAAGUCUCCACUCCAAGUGGAUCCUGCAAAAGCCCCUGUGGGAGCUGCUGGAGCUGCCGCUCUCAAGCCCUCCGGAGGGGAGUGUUGCUCCUGCUUGCACCUGGAGCUGCAAGUGCCCCGGAGGGUCUCCUCUCACGGACAUGAGGGGGUGGGCACUAAAGGACAGCUGUGGCUGUGCUCUGACAAUAAAAGACUGUCCUGUGUAGUA
Peromyscus eremicus (cactus mouse) is the source of this 1057-nucleotide messenger RNA. RefSeq names its product mitochondrial ribosomal protein S11 (gene Mrps11). Gene Ontology annotation, biological process: translation; ribosomal small subunit assembly; maturation of SSU-rRNA from tricistronic rRNA transcript (SSU-rRNA, 5.8S rRNA, LSU-rRNA). The transcript has 6 exons. Gene Ontology annotation, cellular component: ribosome; mitochondrial small ribosomal subunit. The record is from RefSeq and is a predicted model, not a curated record. Gene Ontology annotation, molecular function: structural constituent of ribosome; mRNA 5'-UTR binding; small ribosomal subunit rRNA binding. NCBI's taxonomy places the organism in Eukaryota, Metazoa, Chordata, Mammalia, Rodentia, Cricetidae. Bases 243 to 818 code for a protein of 191 amino acids.